AUGGCCAGAACAAUAGAUCGCCGGAUGCGCGAGGCCAAGGAGUCGUGCAGAAGGCGGGGAGGGACCCAAAGGAUGCCCAAAGAAGGCCCAAAGCGGGCCCGAGAGAAGCGGAUGGGCGGAUGGGCAUGCUCAACGCGCUCGCGCGCUCGUCGGCUCGUCGGGCUGGGCACGCUGGGCAUCCAGCCGGUUGGUAGGGCGCCUUUCCGAUCGUCGCGGCGCUCUCGCAUUUGCGGCGACUGUUGCCAGGAGAGCAAGUUUGGGGGUCUCCUUUGCCUGGGCGAUCAGCUAUGUGCGCCGGGCGAGCCAUGCGCGCCAUGCGCUGUCCCCGAUGCUCAGGUGCUGGGAAGGUGUUUCGUGGCUGCAUCAGUUCAUAUCCCCACUGCCGCGCCCUCCGCUGCUGCCAACGUCGCCAAGUCGGCCGCCGCCCCCGGCGCCAACAGGAAGACCGCCCUCGCGCUCGCUGCCCUCGCCGUCGCCGCGCUCGGUGCACUCUAA
Trichosporon asahii var. asahii CBS 2479 is the source of this 495-nucleotide messenger RNA. RefSeq lists its product as uncharacterized. The transcript has a single exon. The record is from RefSeq and is a predicted model, not a curated record. Bases 1 to 495 code for a protein of 164 amino acids. NCBI's taxonomy places the organism in Eukaryota, Fungi, Basidiomycota, Tremellomycetes, Trichosporonales, Trichosporonaceae.